Myiozetetes cayanensis is the source of this 1305-nucleotide messenger RNA. RefSeq names its product NADH:ubiquinone oxidoreductase subunit V3 (gene NDUFV3). Lineage: Eukaryota; Metazoa; Chordata; Aves; Passeriformes; Tyrannidae. The transcript is spliced from 4 exons. The record is from RefSeq and is a predicted model, not a curated record. Gene Ontology annotation, biological process: mitochondrial ATP synthesis coupled electron transport. Gene Ontology annotation, cellular component: mitochondrion. Bases 45 to 1190 code for a protein of 381 amino acids.
ACCGCCCCGGGGGGCGGAGCCGCCGUGAGGGCAGCCCGGGCAAGAUGGCGGCGGCGCUGAGGGGCGGCGGGAGGGCGGUGGCGCGACAGGUGUUGCGGCUGGAGGCGCGCGGGCUCUGCACGAAGCCGAAGAAACCAACCGGGACGGCGGCGCCGCCGAAGAACAAAGGUGAGAGCGUAUCUAGUACCAGCCUCGAGGAAGCUUCAAAACCUGCCGAAGACACGAGGAGGUUCACGUCAAGAAAAACUGUGGUUGCAUUUCCUCAGCGAGGAGUUGUUGCCUCCCCUGAGGAGGAAAACCUCACUGCACCUGCAACAGGAGGCUGGAGGAAAGAGUUAGUCGAGGAACAGACUUCGUCUUCAUCCAGCUCAGAGUCAGAUUCUAGCUCAGAUUCUGAGGAAGAAAACGAGGAUUCACGAGUGGCUGUUAAAACUAAAGUUGAGUUUCCUAAGCGAGAGCCCAUCUUUUCUGAGAACAUAGCAGUAAAGGCAUCAAUGCUAGCAAAAGAGAAUUUGUUCCAGAAAUCCCACAAAGAGUAUGGACUUAAGAAGCUGCCACGCCAACCGGAAAUAAUUGUGUCUCCUGUAAAGCAGGUCAAAUUUUCUAAAACAUCAGUCAGACAGGAAGCAUCAAAAUCCAAAGCAAGAGACCCCAAAGUGAAAUCCACUCCAAAAGCAGCAGAUUGGCAGAAGUUGGUCUUAGAACCAGGUGUGGUGGGAAGCCAGGACCAGACCGGUGUCACUCAUAAACCUGAUUAUUUGGAGGAAAAGUCCAUCGGAACCCAAGUAGCAGCAAUUCAGCUGAAAACUUCAGCAGCUACUCAGGAAGACAAAGAGCAAAAAGUGGUAUCCAGGGAAGAGAAGAGCAAGGUGAAGGAGGCACAGGAGUCAGAAGCAAAAGAAGUAACUGGUCCUGAAGUGGAAGAGACUUCUGGAAGCACAGUGUUGGUGAUGGGCACCACGGCAAAGGAGGAGACCGCUCAGGAAGCAGGAGCCCAGGCUGGAGAAAGCAGCACAACAGAGGAGACCAAAGCCCUUGGCGAGCCUGCUCCUGAGGAAAUGGAUAAUUCCACCUACAAGAACCUUCAGCACCACGAGUAUCACACUUACACCUUUGCUGAUUAUAUUACUGUUCUCUCAAAGUUCAGGCAGCCUCAGCCAUCUUCUGGAAGACCAUCACCAAGGCACUGAAAGAACCACAUGUCAAGCAAAUGCCCAGGCAGAAUGAUGAAUUCUUCUAUUUAGCACUGUUGUUUCAUCUGUAUAAUUUAAAUCAGAUAAUAAAUAAUAAAUAAAAGCAUAACAA